Messenger RNA from Histoplasma capsulatum G186AR, 450 nucleotides. RefSeq names its product enoyl-CoA hydratase. Lineage: Eukaryota; Fungi; Ascomycota; Eurotiomycetes; Onygenales; Ajellomycetaceae. The coding region runs from base 1 to 450 and encodes 149 amino acids. The record is from RefSeq and is a predicted model, not a curated record. The transcript is spliced from 3 exons.
AUGACCCUACCAAAGUUCACCAACCCCCCACCGCCCACCCAGCACCGUCUCCUCAUUUUCCCAACACCGGAAAUCCCACUGGUAACACUCAACCGGCCUGAAUCGCUCAAUUGCGUGAACUCGCACGGCCAUGCGGAACUGCACGCGGUGUGGGAGUGGAUGGAUGCAGAGCCGUUGUUAAGAGUGGGUAUCAUUACGGAUGGAAUGGUAAAAACUCCCAAUCAUCCGGGCACCGAGUACUACGCCCGUCAGGCUUCGUUGGCCUAUCCCGCGCGGGGCGAAAUUCACGUUGCCGGAAGUCAAGUGCGGUGUCAUUGCUUUGGUGGGUGGGAUGAUGAGGUUGUUGCGGACGGUGGGGAAGAAAUGGGUGAUGGAGGUGGUGUUGCUGGGGAGGGUGGUGCGGUGGAAUAUAGGAAUGUGUUCAAAACUCGAAUAGGGUAUACGACGUAA